ACCAGUUGGUUCUAUGGAAUCCACCAUUCCCAAACGCGCAGAGCUUGACGAUGAUGUUCAAUAUGGGAGCUCGAAUCGUGCAUCUAGUCCCCAGAAGGCAAUGGAAGAGAUACACAAGCAAAAGACUCAUAAUCUCUAUUGCCCUAAGUGUACUCUUAACAUCACCAAAACUGCUCAACUGUUGGAAAAAACAGAUGAGUCUUCUCCCGACAACCAAAAAUCUUUCGUGCGUUGGAUCCCUCUCGUCAUCUCCUUCAAGUUCUUUUCAAAUUCUCACACAGGUCCAGUCGAAAGAACCUUAUCGAAUCCUAAUAAAAGUGUCGAGAAAAAGUCUUCUAAUCCUAAUUCCAAUGGACCUGACACCAACGUCUCAUCUAAUCCUGACUCCGAUGGACCAGUCGACAACUCAUCAAAGCCUUAUUCCAGUGGACCAAUCGACAACAUGAUCUCAUCUAAUCCUAACUCCAAAGGACCAAUCGAAAACAACUCACCUGAUCUUCAUUCCAGUGAUCUUCUGUAUGUAGGAUCAGUCAAAAACUACAACUACUCAUCACUCAGCGGUUUAGGGACAAUCGAGAACAACUACUCUAUUAAUCCUAUUUCCUUCUUUCGUGUCCUUGUUCUUGAACGAUACGUAGCUCAUUUCUUGGAACGAUUGCCUACUUUAUGUCGGAAUUCAAUAAUUCGUAGAGAGGAAAAGAAUGCCAACGAUAAUAGUGCAGAUCAUCAAAGCUCAACGAGCACGGAAGAAGAAUCUGAGAAACAUAAACAUGAAAAUACUCAUGGUGGUGGAUGGGUAUAUCAUUCUUAUCAAAUUCCCAACAACAACAACGACAACAAGACAGCCAAAUGAUUAUCUUUUUCCCCAAUGCUUAACUUUUUUUUUUACUGAAAAUCGUAGUUAAUAGAGGAGGACGCAUGUGAUGACAUCUUGUACUGGA
Messenger RNA from Capsella rubella, 941 nucleotides. RefSeq lists its product as uncharacterized. The transcript is spliced from 11 exons. Bases 14 to 853 code for a protein of 279 amino acids. Lineage: Eukaryota; Viridiplantae; Streptophyta; Magnoliopsida; Brassicales; Brassicaceae. The record is from RefSeq and is a predicted model, not a curated record.